Molecule: messenger RNA, 1503 nt
Organism: Paramecium primaurelia
Lineage: Eukaryota; Ciliophora; Oligohymenophorea; Peniculida; Parameciidae
Source: the annotation of a GenBank genome assembly
AUGCCACUAUUUAUACUGAAUGUUAGUAAGGAUAAUCAAUUUUUAUUAAAUGUGCUCAAAAAUAAUGUCUAUAAUGUAUAUAUAGUGUAUCUAACUUCAUUCCGAUUUAAAUAAAAUAACUAAGGGUAUUGUUUAAAAUGUUAAGAUAAUAAUAGAUUUUAAAGACUAAUAAUUAUUUUUUAAACUCUAACAACCUAAAUUGCAGAAAUUAUUUUUGUUGAUGUAACUACAUUUGAAUAAGUUGAAAUGCCUUCUUCAAGCAAUUAAUAUAUUUUCUAUGUUAUUGGAACAAUAAGUGGAACUGCACUUCUAUUCGGAGGGUUAGAUAUUUUUUAUAAUCUUCUAGAUACUAUACAAAUAUUGUCAUAUCUAAAGUAUAUUGAUUCUUAAUUUCCGUUUAAUUUAUAACAGUUUUUCAAUUACUUUGAAUUAGUACAAAUGAAUUUCAUUUAAAAAUAUUUCAAUAUUUAUGACCUUUUUAAUCUAUGCCCGAUUAAUGAAAACUUUAACAAUAUUCCACUCAAAAUUAAAUAAGAUGAUUUAACACCUCUGUUUAUAAUAAACAGUGCAUCAGUUAUUUUCAUUCGGUUUACUUAAAUUCUGAUAUACAUUGUUUCAAAAAAGAUUCCAUAUUAUUUACACCGACUAGAUUUUAAAUACUAUGAUGAUAUCCCAAAUAAAAAACCCAGCUUGAUCCUUAAAAUUAAAUACCUAAUUUUAGCUAUGAAAAUAUCUAUAACAAGUUUUUGUCUAAAAGUAUUACGAGAAUUCUUUUGUAGUGGAAUAUAUAGAGUUUUGAUUACAACUGCUUAUGAUUUUAAUUUUGCUAUAGUCCUUUAAUUGUAUUCAUUAGACAUAAUGUCAUAGAAUAUUUUAAUAAGAUUAUCCUCAAUACUUGCAUUAUUAACAUUUUUCUUCUACUUAUUUAUUAUUUUUCAUAUAAUUAAACUCAGUAGUUAAGAUAAAUAUGCAUUUGCAAAUUAUCAAAAUAACCUCAAAUAUGGAACAUUAUUCGAGGGUAUUAAGAAGAAUAAUGUAGGCAAAUAUUUUAAUGCUAUCCUGCUGAUUAAGAAACUAUUUUUUAUGUUAACUUUAAUAUUUUGUUAUGAAGCUCCAUCUGUUUAGAUAAUAAAUUUAAUUAUCUUUACUUCUGUACAAGCUUAUUUCUUACUAUCUUUUAAACCACUUACUGAUUCUAAGGAAUUCAUAAAACAAUUUAGCUGCGAACUUAAUAUUACUAUCACAUUAUUAUUAUUAUUGAUAUUAAGUUUGAAUGAAUAAUUAAGAAUAUUGACAGAAGAUAUGAAAGAUUAUUUAGGAUGGGGUUGCAUUGCAAGUAUCACUGCUAUUUUAUUAAUAUAAUUAAUUUUAGAUGCUAUUCAACAAUGGAUAUUUCUAUUAUAAAAGUAUAAAAAGUUAAAAAGAUUUAUAAAUAAUCUAUUAAAACUAUUUAAACCAACCUUAUUAAAAGAAAUCGAUCAUAACAUAUUUAUGACAGCAUGA